Molecule: messenger RNA, 1749 nt
Organism: Fusarium vanettenii 77-13-4
Lineage: Eukaryota; Fungi; Ascomycota; Sordariomycetes; Hypocreales; Nectriaceae
Exons: 2
Coding region: 1-1749 (582 amino acids)
Source: RefSeq, a predicted model, not a curated record
AUGGAUGCUGCUCCUGCAAUUAGGUGUCAGUCGCCGGGGCCGUCGUAUGUUGACGUCGAGAGAGCCCAAGAGCCAGAUUCGGGAUACGUUACCCAAUCUACAUCGCUCAAUAGCAAGUCACCCGAGCCGUUUCCACCCAAAUCUCCCGCCGUUGAGAGCAAGCCUCGCCCCGAGCCGUUUCUACCCAAAUCUCCCGCCGUUGAGAACAAGCCUCGUCCAGAGCCGUUUGGGCUGUCUAGGCUGUUUGGGCUGACCAAUCUCGCCGAUCGAGCCGACCUCGCCGAAUUCGACAAGUCUGUUGACGACCAUACCGUUUCUCGCUUUGCCCACAUCCACACUCAGAUUGAGAAACCACUGCUAGCUUAUAUUCACCGUAAACUUCCUCGGAAAAAGUACGGACCGAUUGCCCUGCGAUUAAUGAUCUUAGGACGGAACGAGUAUGAUGCAAAGCCGUGCAUCGUGGCCUUCUGCCCCGAAGAACAGUGCAAAAGGGUCAGAAAGUUUUUCGACAAGAGUUCCGUUGCGGCUUUGUGCCGACCCGAAGAUGAUGCCGUGCCUUCAUUCGACGUGUUUGUCCGCGGUCGGUCCUUGGAGACCAAGCACAGAGACGAGGAUGUUGACAUCUUGAUCCCCAUUGUUGGGGGCCACGAGGGGUAUACAGACGACACGUACUGCGGCGCACCGAUCCUUAUCCAGGGUGACUCAUCGGAGGUUCGCGCGUGUACGUUUGGUGGCAUCAUCAGUGCUGUUUCGAUGGAUGGAAUAGGAAGGCUAUACGGCCUAACCGUCGGCCACGUUCUGUUGGACGACUCGGAUGAUGACCUUACGUCAGACGACUGGGGCCUUCAAGUUUCAGACUCUGAAAGCGAGGGCGAGCCAGAUGAGGUCGUCGAAUCAGAUCCCGAGAAGACUGAGUUCUUGCACGCCAUGGACAAUUUCCACCUGGCUUCAGACGACAGUCAUCGCCCCUUUGCGUCUUGGGCACCUUCCAUGUUGCGCAGGAUCGGGUGCAUUGCCAAGGACUCUCUGGCUCAAAUAGCCACGUCUAACAUGAUAAGAGAUGAUGCCGGGGGCUACUACGACUGGGCAUUGAUCGAUAUGACGAAACACAAACCAAACCGGAUCCGGCCAAGAAGACUGUCCAACGGUGAGAUUCAGGGUGAGGAUAUCAGGUCCGGGGAUCUCUUAAUGCCGGUCACGCCACCUUGCAGCACUGGAAAGAGACAGUCGGUCACUCUACUAAGUGGAUCAGGAGGGUUGAAACGCGGGUCUCUAUCGCCUUUGCCUUCUAGACUGCUUCUCGGUCCCGGAAACGCAUUUGUGGACACUCUUAUCCUCAAUCUCGACGACGAUCAGCAAAUCCAGGAUGGCGAUUCGGGGUCGUGGGUGGUCAAUGAGACUACCCUCGAGGUAUAUGGCUACGUCGUCGCCGCAGAUUCCUUUGGUGGGGGUUAUGUCAUCCCUAUUCUCGAAGCCUUUCAGAGCAUUGGGGCCUCACUAGGACCCUCGUAUUCUAUUCGUAUCGCGACCACAGUUGACAUGGCAGCUGCCAAGCUGGACGAUGACCGAUGCGCGGCUGGCGGGCAGGUUCUCCCUUCUGAAGGGGGCCGAGAAGGCUAUAUGUGGAUAGACGAGGUGCCCCAGACUCCUGGGUUUCUUGGCAAACCCAACUCUAAGUCAUUGCCCAACUCUAAUUCCUUGAGGGGAAUAUGGCAGCCUGACUCGGGCUAUUCCUCUAUAGACAAGUAA